GAUGCUCUGUAUUUAGCGGCUCGAGGAACGCGGCUUCUCUUGGAGGAGCUGCGCUAGCAACCAAGUAGCAUCUUCUAAUAGGUACCCAAAAGAGAACGAGGAGUACGUUGUUUCAUCUUGAAAGGGGAUCCGCUUUCUUCGUGGGUUGUUUGUGUUUUUCCUCUAUUCAUAUUGAUGAAGAAUGCAGUUAAUAUACGUUAAGUAUUCACGUUCUACCGCCAGUACUGGGCUGAGCUAAUGUGAACUGAUCACUGACCGCGACAUUCAGAGAUAGCCGACUAAGCCGGACUGCCUUUCCGCGUGCCCGGCGUCUGUUCAGGGACUUCUGUGUGCAACUCUAAAGGAAACGUUCUUUUUAGUUGCAGCAAAUUCUACCAUUGGAAUUGCAUUUGACGAGCAAGUGAACGAAGUCAGCAGCUUGCCAUGCAGCCUGCGCCAUCAUCCAACACUUCUUCCUCUUCCAAACCCUCCGACGAUCUGGCUGUCCCCGGCAGCUCCGCGCAGCAGGGUCUGUCGGUAAGUGACUUGUCCGUGAAGCCACUUGGUCCGACACCUAGCCAAAGUCGUUUCCAGGUCGACCUUGUGACUGAGGGUGCCGGCUCACCGGCGGGAGGCAGCUUGACUUCGGCGCCAUCCUCUCCUGCCACCUCUAAACCCCAAACUUCUGAGCAGGAACCACCCGCUGCGGAAGAAGCUAAAGGUCGUUUUAGAGUGGUCAACUUCGCCGAUCCGUCCGGGGAUAGCCGGCCACCAGAUGUUCUCGGUAAUGAAGGACUCCAGAAUGGGGACACUGUGAUGAGCGAGGGCAGCCUCCACUCUUCCAGCGGUGGCCAGCAUCACUACUAUUAUGACACCCACACAAACACCUAUUACCUGAGGACUUUCGGGCACAACACCAUAGAUGCAGUACCGAGGAUCGACUUUUACCGGCACACGGAAGCGCCCCUUGGGGAGAAGCUGCUGAGACCAAGCCUGGCAGAGCUACACGAUGAACUAGACAAGGAACCUUUUGAGGAUGGCUAUGCAAAUGGGGAAGACAGCACUCCAAUGGAAACAGCUGCUGCCAAAGAAGCAAAUGAAAGCAAAGGAGUUGUAAAAUUUGGUUGGAUUAAGGGUGUGCUGGUGCGAUGUAUGCUAAAUAUAUGGGGUGUCAUGCUGUUCAUUCGCAUGUCUUGGAUUGUUGGGCAGGCUGGCAUUGGUUUGUCAUGUGUAAUCAUUCUCAUAGCAACAGUUGUAACAACGAUCACUGGUCUUUCUACUUCAGCUAUUGCAACCAAUGGAUUUGUUCGAGGAGGAGGUGCAUAUUACCUGAUAUCACGGAGUCUGGGACCAGAAUUUGGAGGUUCCAUUGGCCUUAUUUUUGCCUUCGCAAAUGCAGUAGCUGUAGCCAUGUAUGUAGUAGGCUUUGCAGAGACUGUUGUGGAAUUACUCAAGGAUAGCAAUUUACUUAUGGUGGAUGAAAUGAAUGACAUCAGGAUCAUAGGCACUCUCACUAUCAUUGUACUACUUGGAAUCUCUGUUGCAGGGAUGGAAUGGGAAGCCAAGGCUCAGCUUGUCCUUUUGGUGAUUUUGGUGGUUGCCAUCUUUAACUUUGUUAUUGGGACCUUUAUUCCUAUGGAGUCAAAGGAACCCAAAGGAUUCUUUGGUUAUAAAGCUCAAAUAUUUUUUGAGAACUUAGGACCGGAUUUCAGAGAUGAAACUUUCUUCUCCGUCUUUGCAAUUUUCUUCCCGGCUGCUACAGGCAUUCUUGCUGGCGCAAAUAUCUCAGGUGAUCUUGCGGAUCCACAGUCAGCCAUACCAAAAGGAACUCUCUUAGCCAUUUUAAUAACGACUAUCACUUAUCUUGGGAUUGCUGUAUCUGCAGGUUCUUGUGUUGUACGUGAUGCCACUGGGAACUUUAAUGAUACAGUCAGUAUGGGAAAAUUUUCAAAUUGUACAGAAGCAGCUUGUAAAUUGGGAUAUGACUUUUCUUCCUGUAAAAACAACAAAUGCAGUUAUGGCCUCAUGAAUGACUUUCAGGUAAUGAGCUUGGUGUCUGGGUUUGCACCCCUCAUUUCUGCUGGCAUCUUUUCAGCCACUCUCUCCUCUGCCUUGGCUUCACUAGUGAGUGCCCCCAAAGUCUUCCAGGCUUUGUGCAAGGACAAUAUCUAUCCAGGCCUACAGAUAUUUGCAAAGGGAUAUGGCAAGAACAAUGAACCACUACGUGGCUACCUUCUUACCUUCAUGAUUGCACUGGGCUUCAUACUCAUUGCUGAGCUGAACACAAUUGCUCCUAUUAUUUCCAACUUUUUUUUGGCCUCCUAUGCCCUGAUUAACUUUUCAGUGUUUCAUGCUUCCCUUGCAAAGUCUCCAGGAUGGAGGCCUGGUUUCAAAUACUACAAUAUGUGGGUUUCACUGACUGGUGCCAUUCUUUGCUGUGUAGUGAUGUUUGUUAUCAACUGGUGGGCCGCCUUACUUACAAAUGUCAUUGUCCUGGCCUUGUACAUUUAUGUCACUUAUAAAAAACCAGAUGUCAACUGGGGCUCUUCCACCCAAGCCUUAACAUACCUCCAGGCACUGCAGCACUCCAUCCGGCUAACUGGUGUUGAGGAUCACAUUAAAAAUUUCAGGCCCCAGUGUCUGGUGAUGAUUGGUACUCCUAAUUCCCGUCCAGCACUGCUGAACUUGGUGCAUGCCUUUACUAAAAAUGUUGGCCUUAUGGUUUGUGGCCAUGUGCGAAUGGGUCCUCGCAGGCAAGCUUUUAAGGAACUGGCCAAUGACCAAGCCAGGUACCAGCGCUGGCUUAUUAAGAACAAAACCAAAGCAUUCUAUACCCCUGUGUAUGCAGAAGAUCUCCGGGAAGGUGCCCAGUUCUUAUUGCAGGCAUCAGGUUUAGGAAGGCUAAGACCCAACACACUUGUAGUUGGCUUUAAGACCAACUGGAGAGAUGUGGAGAUGAAAGAAGUGGACAGUUACAUUAAUAUGAUCCAUGAUGCCUUUGAUUUUCAGUAUGGAGUAGUUGUCAUUAGGAUGAAAGAAGGCCUUGAUAUAUCCCACAUUCAAGGACAAGAAGAGCUCCUUUCUUCCCAUGAAAAAACAUCUGCUCCAAAGGACAUUAUAUUAAGUGUAGAUCAUGGGAAGGAGUCCGAUGCAGACUCCUCUAAAGUGUCAUCUAAAGCCACCAGUGAGCAUAACAGCCCCGCAGCGCACAAAGAUGAAGAAGACGAUGGCAAAGCUCCAACACAGCCACUGUUGAAACAAGGCAGGCAUCCCAUGCUUGAAGCCAAGAGCCCUGCCACUCCUCUGAAUGUUGUGGACCAGAAGCUUCUUGAAGCCAGCCGACAGUUCCAAAAGAAACAAGGCAAAGGAACAAUAGAUGUCUGGUGGUUGUUUGACGAUGGCGGUCUGACGCUUCUAAUCCCUUAUCUACUCACAAAUAAGAAGAAAUGGGAUGAAUGCAAGAUCCGAGUGUUCAUUGGGGGGAAAAUAAAUAGGAUAGACCACGACAGGAGAACGAUGGCUACGUUACUGAGCAAGUUCAGGAUAGACUUCUCAGAUAUUAUGGUCCUUGGUGACAUCAAUACCAAGCCAAAGAAAGAAAACAUUGCAGCAUUUGAGGAAAUGAUAGAGCCAUUCCGGCUUAACGAAGAUGAGAUGGAGCAGGAGGCUGCAGAUAAAAUGAAGUCUGAGGAACCAUGGAGGAUUACAGAUAAUGAACUUGAACUUUACAAAAUCAAGUCCUAUCGGCAAAUCAGGCUGAAUGAACUGCUGAAGGAACAUUCAAGCACCGCUAAUCUGAUUGUCAUGAGCAUGCCGCUGGCACGUAAGGGUGCUGUCUCCACUGCGCUCUACAUGGCCUGGCUCGAGACGCUUUCCAAGGACCUGCCACCCAUCCUGCUUGUGCGUGGUAACCACCAGAGUGUCCUCACCUUCUACUCCUAAGCAGAGCUCAAGGAGAUCCUUCCUGGGCAAUCCACUGGCUAGUCACACCUUUAGGAAGUCUUACUUAAUAGACUCAAUCAAAGACCUGAACAAGAAACUCUGCUGAUCCACCAGCGAAGGCGACAGAGGUCCGACGUGGGGCGAAGCUCCUCCAGAUCCACUGGCUAGAAAGCACAAAGAAGGCAGGCGAGAGUCACUGCUUUCAGAUUUGCAGCUCUUAGUGACACCACUUUAGGAAUCUAGUGAUCUUGUGCAAAUAGUUUUGGGCUGAAUGUUCUUAUUUGACAAUUGAGGCGGCUCUCAUUUGUCAUUUGUUUUUUUUGUUUCCAAGUCCGACAUGUUUUGCUACUUGAAAAGCAGCAAUAAUUCCUUUAGUUUUCCUUUACUGGUUGAGAAACUCAGAACCUUGCAUAAUGCUUUGCAAAACCUGUGUAGCCUUACUGAGGUGCCUUCAACGUAAAUUUAAUGAUGAUGAUGAAAUAUAAAUAUAUAUAUAUAUAUUAAUUAACCAAAAUGUUCUUCAUAUGCCCUGAUUUAUAUUUCUAUUUAAAUACCAAUAUAUUUUUAUUGAAUGUUGAAUUCUUAGUUCAACUGAAUCUUCUGAGCUGCGUUUCUCGUUCAUUUUCUCACUUUUUGUCUUCCUUGGAGUUGUUCAGCAGCUCUGGAAUGUCUAGACUACUGAGGUUUUAUUGCAAUGUAAAGGGAGGGAAUUCCUCCCAACUCUAGCAGAAAACAGGCAUUUACAAAACUAAUAAAUAAAUAAAUCAAUCCCAGAUCAGCAAAUGUUUGAAUUGUUCCAAAAUCCAACAAAAGCACAGGUCGUCGUGUUUGUCCCAAGACACUCAAGUUGGUCGCCGUCCCGUCACAGCACAGCCACCCAUCUGUCGCCAGGACUGAUCAGCGGGCCCAGCACCCCUCGCUCUUAUUUUUGGCACCACAGACUUGUCAGAAUGUGCUUGGCGUGUGUGACCCUUACGUGGUUUUGCACUUUCUCGAUGGCCUUUAUCUAAAGGGUGUUUAAGACUGGCAAGUGGCAAACAGAUGCGAUAGUCGGUCAGUCAGUCUCACCUUCCACCUCGACAGCAGCACAGGAACGGGGACACGGUGUACGUGUACAGAUGGCAGUUACGGACGUAACGCUCGUCUUGUGUUGUAAGCCGCUUCAUCGUGGUGUGUGCUAUAAAGCAGAUAUGCAAGUGUUGUUAUUGUAUGAAUGUCAAAAACUAGACAGAGGGAGCCACCGCUUCACCGAUAGGACAAAUCCUGGUGGGACUCACUGGAUGUUCGUCUGUUCUUUGGUUUUUCUUUCCCCAAAGCUCUAGAGUUUGUCUAAAAGGCCAGGCGAGUGUGUGUGUGAAUGGCGGUGUGUUCUUCACAGGUACGCCACUCGGUAAGCUGACUGCCUGCAGUUCACUAAGGUGCUAUGUAACAAUGAAGCACACCGCGUGGUCAUUUGGGAGUUUCAAGAUGUGCUCGCUGAUCCAAACCACAAGAAUCAAGAUUGUUUGAACGUUGAAAAGAAUACCAAAAAAGAAAAGAAGAAAAAAGGUUUCUUUAAGCAGCAGGGGUCCAAUUAUGCAUCUCGACCGUAUCACACUUCUGGGUAAGUCAGCUGGGGGUGACGUCGGCGGUUUUGCCGACUGAGUGUUUGUUCCUCUUUUGUCUUUUUUUACAUGUGAACGGCGUGUGCUGCCACUUCACUGACGCCUGUGCUGAAAGCGCUAAGCAGAGCUUAACAGAAGAGGGCCUGGCAUUGGAGUUUGAGGCCCUCCCAGUCCCCCCGAGGUUCAGUGGCCGUUAACACCCCUCAUGUCCUGAAGUUGGUUUUGCUACUUGAAUGGCGACAAAAGGGUCCAGUUGGUGUGUUUUUUCCCAGUGGUCCAGAAUCAGGUAGGAGGGUCUCUGCCUUGUGGACUUGUUGGUGUCUGCGUGCUGCCCAUGCGACACACUCGGUGAUGGUGGGUCAGAAAACCGAUGGAGGUUUGACGACGGGUCUGCUGUUGGAGCCUUUUUUACUUUUGUCGGCAACUCUCCGCCUGUUUACUUUGUAGCCAAAGCUGCGUGUGUCCCUGUGUGCGUGUCACUGUGCGCGUGUCCCUGUGUGCGUGUCACUGUGUGUGUGUGUGUGUGUCACUACCGUCAUUGUAAAGCUCGUCACUCACCCAUGAACUACAGUGAUGCUCAUUCCUAGUCUGCACCACUUUCAUUUGUGAUUAACCUGUAAAUACCUAGCGGUGUGGUAGACACACAAGUGACUUCUUAUUAAUGACAGAUAAAUACCCAAUGGGCAGGACUAUUUAUUUUAUUUUAUUUUUCUUCUUUGUAAUGUUUUAUGUUGAUUUAUGUUGGGGAUUUUUUUUUUUUGCUCUUUUCAGAUGUGUCUCUUAAUUAACUUAUACAGUGUUUCUGUACAUUUCUAUCUUUUAUAAGCAUUUUAAAAGAAGCGAUUAGCGAGACAUUUAACAGCCCCCCCCACCUGACUGGGUAGAGUUAUUGUACUGAAAAUGAGUGAUAUUGUAACAUUUUGAUAUACUGUACUGUUAACUGUCACAAAUUUGCUUUUCUAAUAUUAUUUUAACAUUUGAGUAUUACAUAUACUUUGUACAUCUUGAUUGCAAUAAAGGAAAUUCAACCGAGAA
Messenger RNA from Erpetoichthys calabaricus (reedfish), 6560 nucleotides. RefSeq names its product solute carrier family 12 member 2 (gene slc12a2). Gene Ontology annotation, biological process: chloride ion homeostasis; sodium ion transmembrane transport; cell volume homeostasis. Gene Ontology annotation, molecular function: sodium:potassium:chloride symporter activity; ammonium channel activity. The record is from RefSeq and is a predicted model, not a curated record. NCBI's taxonomy places the organism in Eukaryota, Metazoa, Chordata, Cladistia, Polypteriformes, Polypteridae. The transcript has 27 exons. Gene Ontology annotation, cellular component: membrane. The coding region runs from base 424 to 3921 and encodes 1165 amino acids.